AUGCCGGGGAAAGCAGCUGAGCGGGCCGGGCCGCCGCUGAGGGGGGCCGCGCCGGCCGGUGCCGUGUGUUGCAGGUACCUGGUGGACAGCCGCUGGUUCAAGCAGUGGAAGAAGUACGUGGGCUUCGACAGCUGGGAUAUGUUCGGCGCGGGCGAUCCCGGCCUCUUCCCUGGGCCUAUCGACAACUCGGGUCUCUUCGGCGAUCCAGAAACCCAGAGUUUAAAAGAACACCUCAUUGACGAGCUAGAUUACGUAUUGGUUCCCACUGAAGCCUGGAAUAAACUAGUAAAGUGGUAUGGCUGCAUAGAUGGACAGCAGCCUAUUGUGAGAAAAGUAGUGGAAUAUGGUCUGUUUGUGAAGCACUAUAAGGUUGAAGUUUAUCUUCUUGAGCUGAAGCUGUGUGAGAGCAGUGAUCCUGACAAUGUAAUUAGCUGCCACUUUAGCAAAGCAGAUACUGUUGCUACCAUUGAGAAAAAAAUGAGAAAACUGUUUAAUAUCCCAGCCGAGAAGGAAACUAGGUUAUGGAACAGGUAUAUGAGCAACACUUACGAGCAGCUCAGCAAGCUGGAUAGCACUGUGCAAGAUGCAGGGCUCUAUGACCGUCAGGUUGUUCUAAUAGAAGUGAAGAAUGAAGAUGGCACGUGGCCUGGACAGCAUUUCCUGGCAAAGUCUUGUUUAGGGUUACAAAAAACUUCUUUUAAGAAUACCACCCAGAGAUCUGCCCCAAGGCUGGAUAGUCAUGGGUGGCACGGCAUAUGGGAGAAUAUGGGCAGGUAUCUAGAGAACUUCUCACCUCCAGUGGUUUGGAACUUCACUCCCGAACAACUACAGAACCCUCAUGAAGUGGUAGAAUAUUUGAAAAGAAAAUGCUGUGGCUAUUCCAAAGAGGCACAACUUACCACACUGUGCUGGGCCCUGGCCAGCAUCUACCAAACACUGCUCAAUAUUAUGCAGCACCCUCAGCGGGCAGGGAGGGAAAACAGACCAACAGGCACUGCAGCUCUUCCAACCCUCAUGACAAGCACUGUGGGUACUCAAACCCUCGUGACAGGCACUGUGGCUACUCAAACCCCAGCGACAGGCACUGCAGCUGAACCAGAGAACCAAACUGUGCCAGUAUCAGUUGCACCUGUACAGAAGAAGAAAUACACAAAAAAAUCAGCUCACUUAAUGAGGGAUGAAAGUGAACCAGGGUCAUCACAAGAACGGGAGGAAGAGGCAGAACCAAAGAUAACCACCCGAUCCCUAUCCCCGAGUGAGCUGCGAGAUAUACAAAAGGAUUUCAGCCGCCAUCCAGGUGAGCACAUUGUCACCUGGCUGCUCCGAUGCUGGGAUAGUGGGGCCAGUAGCUUGGAAUUAGAGGGUAGGGAAGCCAAGCAGCUGGGAUCCCUGUCUAGGGAAGGGGGCAUUGACAAGGCGAUUGGGAAAAAGACACAAACGCUCAGCCUCUGGAGGCGACUUCUGUUGGGUGUGAAGGAAAGGUACCCCUUCAAGGAAGAUAUUACAUGUCACCCAGGCAAGUGGACCACUAUGGAGAGAGGUAUCCAGUACCUGAGGGAAUUAGCUGUGCUAGAGGUGAUUUAUAAUGAGCGGUUACCCACAGAUCCAGAUGAAGUGCAAUGCACGCAACCCAUGUGGCGGAAGUUUCUACGAAGCGUACCACCGUUGUAUGCCAACUCAUUGGCCAUAGUGUCCUGGAAAGAAGGUGAGGGACAGACAGUGGAUGAAGUGGCUGGACGACUCCAGCAAUACGAAGGAAGUAUCUCUUCUUCCCUACGGGCCUGCAUCUCAGCUGUGGAGAAACUGCCAGACAUGCUAGCUGAGAAACUGUCCCGAGAGUUCCAGCGAUUUGAGGAUAAGUUCUGCCCCGCACCUGUCCAGGCCCCUAUCUCAGCUAUUAGGAGUCGGCAUUCUUCUGCUGAAGAGAAAGGGUAUAGAAGAUCAAGUACUGCAACUAGCAGAAACUUUACUACCUCUUCAAAAUCAUCAGCAAGUUCUUAUUCCUCAGUGUCUGCCACUUCUGUCAUUACUAACGGUGAUAGCAGUAACUCCUAUGGACUGAACAGCUCCCACCUGGGCAGGGGAGGUUCUGGAUUUGUCUGUAACUCUUACAACUGCAGGGACAGUGCUUCCCUGUCACAGCCUGGACUCUGUGGACUCAGUAACCUUGGAAAUACCUGCUUCAUGAAUUCUGCAUUACAGUGUCUGAGCAAUACCCCUCCUCUGACUGACUAUUUCUUGGAAGAUAAAUAUGAAGCUGAAAUAAAUCAGAACAAUCCACUGGGGAUGAGGGGAGAAAUUGCAGAAGCCUAUGCAGAGCUCAUUAAACAGAUUUGGUCUGGCAGACAGUCUCACGUGGCCCCACGUAUGUUUAAAACACAGGUUGGCCGAUUUGCUCCGCAGUUUUCAGGAUACCAGCAGCAAGACUCGCAGGAACUCUUGGCUUUUCUUCUAGAUGGCUUGCAUGAGGAUUUGAACAGAGUGAAGAAGAAGCCCUACUUGGAGCUGAAGGAUGCCAAUGGCAGACCUGAUUCGGAGGUGGCAAAAGAGGCCUGGGAGAAUCACAGGCUGAGGAAUGAUUCUAUUAUUGUGGAUAUUUUUCAUGGUCUUUUCAAAUCUACCCUUGUUUGUCCCAAAUGCUCCAAAGUUUCUGUGACCUUUGAUCCCUUCUGUUACUUAACCCUUCCACUGCCCUUGAGGAGAGAUCGUCUCAUGGAAGUUACCCUGGUAUAUGCAGACCCACAGCACAGACCUGUCCAGUACCGGGUUGUGGUGCCGAUGAUGGGGGCUAUCUCAGAUCUGUGUGAAUCACUCUCCAAACUCUCUGGUGUUCCUGCAGAAAACAUGGUGGUGACAGACGUGUAUAAUCAUCGAUUCCACAAAAUCUUCCAAAUGGAUGAAGGUUUAAAUCAUAUCAUGCCAAAAGACGACAUCUUUGUAUACGAAGUUUGCAAGUCAAGUGAGGAUGACUCGGAUUACGUUACUCUCUCUGUUUACUUUCGGGAAAAGACAAUGAGGCAAUCCAGCAAUACUUCAGGGACCGUACUCUUUGGUCAGCCACUAUUAAUAUCUGUGCCGAAGCACAAGCUCACUGUGGAUCACUUGUACAGUGUGGUUUUGGAGCAGAUCAGCCGCUAUGUGAAGCUCCCUUUGACAGAAGAAUACCCUACAACCUGCCCAGACAAAGGAACCUGCAAUGGCUCCAAUGGUGUGGUUGAAGGUGACAUUGAAGAGAUGGAGCAUCAGGAUGGUGGACAGGAAGGCAAGGAAAAGCUGGCAGAAGUUGAUCCCUGCCACUCUGAGGGUUGUAUGCAGAUCGAGUCAGCAAGAGACCCGCAGCCUUACAAGAAGCAGCAUUUCACUUUUAGCCUCGUGAAUUCCUCUGGGACUUCUGAGAUAAACUCCAUUGUAGAAGGAAAAAUCUUAAAACUGAAUGCUUUUUCUGCGCUUGCUAUUGACUGGGAUUCUGAUACGCGGAGGCUACUUUUUGAUGAACAGGAGGCACAGGCAUUUGAAAAACAUGGAAGUAUGUUACAACCACAGAAGAAGAAGGCUGUGGUAGCCCUCAGAGACUGCAUAGAGCUCUUCACUACUAUGGAAACGCUUGGUGAACAUGACCCGUGGUACUGCCCUAACUGUAAGAAACAUCAACAGGCCACAAAGAAGUUUGACUUGUGGUCUUUGCCCAGGAUCUUGGUAGUGCAUUUAAAACGCUUCUCAUACAGCAGAUACUGGAGGGAUAAACUUGACACUGUUGUGGAAUUCCCUAUCAGGGGUUUAAACAUGUCCGAGUUUGUCUGUGACCCAAGAGCAGGCUCAUAUGUGUAUGACCUCAUUGCAGUUUCCAAUCACUAUGGAGCCAUGGGAGUAGGCCACUACACUGCCUACGCAAAGAACAAAGUGAAUGACAAGUGGUACUACUUUGAUGACAGCAGUGUGUCGGCAGCUUCAGAAGACCAAAUAGUGACAAAAGCUGCGUAUGUGCUGUUUUAUCAGCGCCGAAACAGUGAGGAACAUACUGCCCCAUCUCCUCCUCAAGAAGAGUGUGACGGCAUGGAUACCAACUAAACAUCAUCUCCAGCACUUGCCACCAUGUUAGUGGUUGCUCUUCUAAAGCCAUGCCUGAGGCGUAUGAAAAUUUUUCUUCCUUCUGUAGGAGUCAAGCAGAAAAUCUAGCACUGAAAGAUUCAGUGCUGGGGGUUGCAGAAUAGCACUGGAGAGCCAGGAAUAGGUGCUGACACUUGGGUAUUUAGAGGCCAAAAAUAAUAUAUAUUGGAGCUUCAAUAAAGUUCUUUUUAAAAUCUG
Molecule: messenger RNA, 4305 nt
Organism: Haliaeetus leucocephalus (bald eagle)
Lineage: Eukaryota; Metazoa; Chordata; Aves; Accipitriformes; Accipitridae
Gene: USP4
Product: ubiquitin specific peptidase 4 (proto-oncogene)
Exons: 23
Coding region: 1-4068 (1355 amino acids)
Biological process (GO): protein deubiquitination
Molecular function (GO): cysteine-type deubiquitinase activity
Source: RefSeq, a predicted model, not a curated record